CCCCUUUUGCUCAGUUCCAAAUUAUACUUCUUUGUUUGGUAUUAUUAAAAAAAAUGGUACAUCUUCAAUAAUAGUUAUCUACCGGUCCAUUAUGAUCGAUGUGUAGGAGGGAAGCAAUCCCCUCUGCGUGUCACCAACGGUCACACCUCUGUUUUGACGGGAGCAGGUCAUGUCAGUUUAAAUGCUACUGCCACAACAACGACGCAAGGGAAGCUAAGCCGCUCAGGUGUCAUUGUCGAUAUAGCUUCGGACCUGGAGAGCGUGCAGCUCUCUAAAGAAGAGCAGGAAAGCCUUCUCCGCUCGCCGAAACCAGGCACCAGAUCCCCGGGCAGGGACGGGCCGAAGCGUUCAAGCGAGGGGAUGAAGGCUAAGGCGCAGUACAAAGCCGCCCUUCGCAUCCUGAGCCGGCUCAAGGGAAAAGCCGCCCUAUCCCCACAGGGGAAGGCAAAGCUUACCUGGGCCGAGCAAAGGGUCGCAGAGGGCAGGCUGCACUUCGCCAACCUCCCUAACAUGGCAUCCACGGGCGGAUUCGCCAACAAGGUGGAGGAGUCGCUUGCCAACAAGAGUCAACGCUCAACCGAGAGAGCCAAUAAGGACGCACCGGGGAGCAAGCGGCGACGCUGGCCGAAGGAGGCAGGACCAAUCCCGUCCAUUCCUAAGGCGAAGGUUCUCUUACCCAUCGCAAUCCAAGGAGACCGGGCGCUGAAGCUGCUGCAGCGACAGAGUCAAGAACAUCCUCUAUCCGAGGUACGGGAAGAUGGCGUGGGGCAUGGGAGCCUGUUCCUGCGCCUCAAAAAACGCCAUCCCGAGAAUAAGGAUACUCACACCCUGAAGGCAGGCGAGGUAGAAAAAGACCUAGGUCUGGAAACCACCACAAAAGCCGCCCUGGGACUUUCGCUGAACGAGGCGGACGAGGAGGACGGUAGCCUGACGUUGACAGUCAACCCGUCGAAUGGAGAUGAGCCUAGUAAGCAUGCCACUGAGGGUGCUGCAGCUCAAUCUUCAUAAAAGCAAGAUCGUGUCGGGGGAACUUCACAUCACCCUGGAGCAAGGGUCCGCCGACAUAGCUUUGGUCCAAGAGCCAUGGAUUGCCUCGGCAAUGCCGUCGUCGGACAUCAUCGCACGGAUGACCGGACUGUUGUGAUGCUGGAGAGCAAGAGGAAGCGCCUUCUGGUAGCUUCCUGCUACAAGGCACAUGAUAGGACGGCCCACCGAAGGAACUCAGGAGCAUGGUGGAAGCCAGCCCGAACGACCAGCAACUGAUUGUGGGUGCAGACGCCAAUGCGCAUCACUGCGUGUGGGGGAGCCCCGACAUCAACAACAGAGGGUAUUCUCUCGUCGCUAUCCGGUUUUUUGUCAGG
Molecule: messenger RNA, 1361 nt
Organism: Drosophila santomea
Lineage: Eukaryota; Metazoa; Arthropoda; Insecta; Diptera; Drosophilidae
Exons: 3
Coding region: 361-1008 (215 amino acids)
Source: RefSeq, a predicted model, not a curated record